AUGGGGCACAGAAAUUGCCGAAGUGCUCGAGCCUCGAAGAUCAAAAAUUGGCGUGCUUGGCUUGGACAAACAGCUAAUACUCCUCCCGAAGGAAUUACAGCAGAAGUCCUAGUCGUUCGUUCAUUUGAGGAGUUAAACAAACCAGAAGUUUCAGCAGCAGCUAAAGGUAAAAUAGUUGUCAUCAACUUCAACUUUGAACGUUACGGAAGAUCUGUCAAAUACAGGAGCCAAGGACCUGUCGAAGCUGCCAAACAUGGAGCUUUAGCGGUACUUAUAAAAUCCGUAACACCUUUUUCCAUGUAUACGCUUCAUACAGGAUACCUCAAGUACAGAAAAGAUGUCAAAAAAAUUCCGGCUCUUUCGAUAACAGUUGAGGAUGCAAACAUGCUACAAAGAUAUCAGGAUAAAGGUAAAAAAAUUGUAAUAAAACUACAAGUAGACUCGCAACAUCUGCCUGAUGAAACCUCAAGAAACUUAGUGGCAGAAAUUAAAGGAUCAGAAAAAGAGCAAAAAAUCGUUGUUGUAUCCGGUCAUUUGGAUAGUUGGGAUGUUGGAGUUGGUGCAAUGGAUGAUGGUGGUGGAUCAUUCAUUUCUUGGUAUUCAAUGGUUCUUCUAAAAUCCCUCGGUUUAAGAGCAAGGAGAACUCUAAGAGUUAUUCUGUGGACUGCCGAGGAACCUGGUUUUAUAGGAGCCCAAGCAUACGACAAAGCGCACAAGAAUGAUCUGGACGAUUUUACUUUUGUAAUGGAAUCUGACGAAGGUACUUUCAAUCCUCUGGGAAUAGAAUAUACAACCGGCAAAAAAGGUGGAUGUAUAUUAAAGGAAAUCGUUGGAUUACUGGAACCGAUCAAUGCAACACAGACCCAAUACAGCGAAUCAGUAGGAUCCGACAUAGCGAUGUGGGCUAAGAAGAUACCUAUAGCUGGUCUAUUAAACGAGAACCAGAAAUAUUUCUGGUACCAUCACUCAGUCGCCGACAGUUUGGAUAUUUUGGACUCAGACACAUUAGAUAAGGCUACAGCUGUCUGGGCAUCUGUAGCGUAUGUCGUUGCUGAUCUUAAAGAAGAAUUUCCCAGAGAUUUUGAUGAUAUUUCAAAGUUACCCAUCAACAAAUUAAUAGAAAAAUUGCGUCAAAGUGGACAAAAUCAUUAGUUAGUUCGUAAUAUUGUGAUUAAAGCGAAUUAGUAUUAUACAGAGGCAGCACAAUAUUAUAAUUAGUUUAUUAAUAAAGAUAAAUUUAUUUUU
Diabrotica balteata is the source of this 1245-nucleotide messenger RNA. The record is from the annotation of a GenBank genome assembly. NCBI's taxonomy places the organism in Eukaryota, Metazoa, Arthropoda, Insecta, Coleoptera, Chrysomelidae.